Molecule: messenger RNA, 1455 nt
Organism: Hibiscus syriacus
Lineage: Eukaryota; Viridiplantae; Streptophyta; Magnoliopsida; Malvales; Malvaceae
Product: SHUGOSHIN 2-like
Exons: 11
Coding region: 79-1440 (453 amino acids)
Biological process (GO): meiotic sister chromatid segregation; maintenance of meiotic sister chromatid cohesion
Cellular component (GO): chromosome, centromeric region; nucleus
Source: RefSeq, a predicted model, not a curated record
AUCCCUUCCCCAUUUUCUCUUCCAUUUUCAAUCGAGAGAGAGAGACAGCGAGAGAGGAAUAGGGUUUUAGCUCGGUCUAUGCAAAUGGAAAAUUUGACGAUACUCGACACCGGAACCGCCGCCGUUGCAGGUAAUAAAUUGAAAGGGGAGAUUAUGGAAAAUGGGUGUUCAAUGGGUAAUGCAUCGAGGAAAGGGCUUACUGACAUUUCCAACUUAAAGCAGCAGCCUGAAGUGUUGAAUCAAUGUGCAAAGCUGCUGCUGCAACCUGAUUCUCUUGGGACUAAAGAAUUCAUCGACAAGCUUCAACAGGAAAAUAUGAUCCUGAUGAAAGUUAUUGCAGAUCGAAAUAAAGUUAUCAAAUUGAGUGGGAUUGAGUUACAGAAACUGAGAAUCAAUUUGGAGAAGUUUCAGCAACAGAACCUAAAACUUGCACAAGCAAACAGCCAGAUGUUAGCGGAACUUAAUUUAAGCAAAGAUAUGCUAAAAGCCCUUAAGCAUGAGCUGGGAUGUAAAAAUGCUGUGCUCGAAGCAAUUAAAUCAGAGUUUGGAACAAACAAGGGUGGCAUGGAAGUUGAAUCACAUAAAGAAGAUGGAGACGGUAAACCUUGUAAUGUGAACAGGUGUAGCAAGGCAGAUGAAUCGCAUGAAGAAGAUCAAGGAGAAGAUAAACAUUGUAAUAUGAACAGGAAGCGGCAAUCAUACUGUCUUGGCCCUUCUAAUGUUGAACCAGUCCAAGUCAAGGAAUUGGUCAAGAACAAAAGCAGGGUGUGUUUAAGAAGGCAAUCUGCUAGGAGUAAAACACAAGAACCAGAAACAACUGAAGACGUAUUCGAGGUAGAUGAUCCAAAAUUUCUUGCUUCUUCUACCAGUGAUGAUAAGGUUCUUGAGUGUGGCCCUUCUAAUAUCAAACCAGUCAAAGCCAAGGAGGGGAUCGAAAACAAAAGCAAGUUAUGUUCAAGAAGACAAUCUGUUAGGCAUAAAUCCCAAGAACCAGAAGCAACUGAAUACGUAUUUGAGGUAGAUAAAACGAGAUUUCUUGUUUCUUCAACCAGUGAUGAUAAGGUGUAUGAGAGUGGCCCUGAUAUCAAACCAGUCCAAUCCAAGGAGGGGAUUGGCAACAAAAGGGCGUGUUUAAGAAGACAAUCUGUUAGGUUUAAAGCACAAGAACCAGAAACGAAUAAAGAUGUGUUUGAGGUAGACCAUACGAGAUUUCUCGUUUCUUCGACCAAUGAUGAUAAGGUGAACGAAAGUGGCCAACUGUCAUCUGAUGAUUCAUCAAUCAAAAGUGAACACAACGAAGGAAAUAUGACAGUUUCAUCUAGAACUGAAGCUCAAGAACUCAGAAGGAUAUCUGGGGGAAGGCCUUUACGAAGAGCAGUCGAGAAGGUCCAGUCCUACAAGGAAACGAAGCUUAAUGUGAAGAUGCGCAGGGAAGAGUGAGUGAGUUCAUUCUCU